CCAAAAACUGACUUCCGGACACCGCAACGUUGUUCCCUCCCUCUCCCGUUCCAAAACCAAACACUGAUUAACGACACUCAGUAUGAAUUAUGCGAGCGUACACGGUCGCUACCAGUGGACUUUCACUGCACGCACGUCCAUUUAACGGAUAUCUGAACGUCUACUCGCCAGUGUCGUUUCUCGUGGACAGCAUUUUGGGGAUUUCUGAGAGGUCGCCGGUGGUUGGGUUUUUGAACUGAAGGUCCGAGAGGACUCCUUUCACCCGUGGCGGAUUUUAAUGACAAAGGAACGAACUGGGAUUUAAAAUGACGCGAAUUUGCAGGAUGGAACAUCUAUCUCUUCUACUCUUGUUUUUAUCGAUGGGUGUAUCCCAUGCCAGGGUGGUGUCUGUGUCCCCUGGCCCUCUGCUCCGUGUGGCGGGCCAACCUGUCUCACUGCGCUGUGAUGUCACUGACUACGAGGGGCCCAGGGAGCAGGAUUUUGACUGGACCAUGCAGCAGGCGGAGGCGGGGUCUAUCCAAGUAAUCUCCACCUUCGACCCAAAGUAUUCGGACUUGUCGCUAAGCGACCGGGUGGCCAGUGGGGACCUGAGCGUGGUGCGGCUGGGGGACAGCGUGGUGGAGCUGAGGAUACAGGAAGUGAGGUCUUCAGACAGCGCCACGUACCUCUGCAGUACACCCAGUACGGACUCUGUCUUCAGCGGGAACUACGACGCAGGGGUCACGCUCAAAGUCAUUGCUAACACCCUGAAGGUGGCCCCGGAGGCCCCAGAGCCCGUGGUCCCCGAAGGUGGCGACAUCACCCUCUCCUGCAACGUCACCCGCCACUUCACUGAUCCCACCUACCUGUCCGUCACCUGGUCGCUACGGAGACCAGGCAUCCCAUUGGUGGAUAUCCUGACCGUUGGCCCAGAUGGGGAUGUGGUCACAGGAAGUGGCUCCGCCCAGCGCUAUGCUGACGGGGGGCUCCGAUUGGCUAUUCGCAGAGAUGGGGCAUUUGGAUUGGUUGUUGCCGGGGUGACGCAGGCUGAUGCAGGGAUGUACGUGUGCACGGGGAGGGAAUGGAUUCACGAGGAAGGGGGUCAGUGGAAGAACAUCGUGGGGAAGACUGUGGAGAUGGGAGCUGUGGCAGUCACACCUACAGCUCGUUCCUUGUCUGUCGUGGCCAUGUCCAACACCACGCUCAACAUGGACGACACCCUGACCCUCACCUGCCUGGUCUCCGCGGGUAACUUGGUCUCCCUGGCCCUGGAGGUCACCUGGCUUGUGGACGGACGCACAGCGGUCAGCCUGGGCCGUGACGGGGUGGUCUCAAAUGGGUCCCCCUCGGUGGGGCUGGAGCGGACGGGGCCAGGGGAGUUUAGGCUGGUGGUGAGGGGGGUAAGGGGGUCUGAUAAGGGGAUGUACUCCUGUAGGGUCCGGGCCUGGGUCGGAGGAGGAGGAAGAUGGUACCAGGCUGCAGAGAAGACCUCCAACCCAGUACAAGUUCUAGUCACACAGAUCAAGCCUAAUUUCGCAGUGACCCUUACCCCCUCAUCGACCCCGCAGGUCACAGGUGACCCCACAGAGCUGGCGUGUCAUGUGACCAACAUCACCCACUUCCUUGCAGGGGGCCGACUGGGCGUGACCUGGGAGUACACGCCACUUCCUGGUCCACCUGGCGACCGCCUGACAACCGCACAGACCACCCUCCCUAUUGGUUCCCUGGAUGCCCACGGCAACCUGAAGUCUGGGACGCUGUACCGUGAUAGGUUGGAGUCUGGUGCCAUCGUUCUGACCCGAGUAGAACCGGAUACAUUCAAGCUCCGCUUCCUACGCACACAGGACGUGGACAUGGGGGCAUAUGCGUGCAGUGUGACAGCGUGGACUCCCUCUAGGCAGGGUGGAAUGGAGGAGGCAGCAGAGUUCCUCACCCCCCCUCUGACCGUCCGAUGGGAACCCAAACGUCCGUCUCUAACCGCCGUGGCACAGCGUGUGCGUGAGGCGGUGGCAGGCGGAGCCACCUUUGAGAUGAGCUGUACCGUAUCCCAUGUGCACUUGCAGGACCCGGGCUACUCUGUGCUGGUGCAGACUCAGGACAGUGUGGACUCUGCCACUAGAACCGUCCUCUCUCUCAGUCCUGACUCUGUACUACAACAUGGAGGGGCUACAGACCCUAACCGCAGGGACAGCCUGGUUCUGACCAAGACUGGUCCGGCUGAGUUCCGCUUCCGUCUGGCCGGAGUGCAGCAGGCUGACAGGGGCUUCUACUGGUGUGACAUCACUGCCUGGACCAAACAACCAGGCCAGGCCUGGACCAAAGCUGUCAGCGCCAAGUCUAACAAGGUCCAGAUCAACUUCCAGGAGACUGGCCCCUUGUUCGCUGUGGCCAUCCGCUCUGACACCACCACUCUUUAUCCCUGGGAGACCGCCAAGAUGGUGUGUGCCCUCAGCGUCUCUGGAGCAUCCCCCAAGUCAGAUGACCUGUCCUACGAGGUACGUUGGUACCUCACGCGGCUGAGAGGGGGGAACAAAGGCACCCUACUGGCAAGCGUGGACCGCUUCGGUCUGGUCAAGAAGGAGGCGCGCAACGCCAGCAGUGACGUGUCCCUGGAGCGAACAGACACACACACCUACGCCCUGAACAUCCACGCCACCCAGGACAGCGACAGCGGAGAGUAUCACUGCCAGGCCACGCCCUGGUACCUGUCUGCCUCCACAGGGGCCUGGACACACGGGGCAGAACUCACCUCUACCAGGGUGUUCCUCACUGUACGAUUCCCCAUGUGGGACUCUCUGAAGCUGCCUCUGCUGUACGGUUCUGUAGCCUCUGUGUCCGUGGGGCUCUUCUCUCUCCUCCUGGGUUUCAUCUGUGCCCACUGCUGCUGCCGCAACACCACACACACCCCCCGCUCACGCAACAAACUCAUGGACCUGGAGAUGGAUUGACUAGCACAGGCCCGCUGGAGCGACCACCGCUUCUCCAGCUGAUGAACUACGAGCACGUUACCGCGCUGGCACAUUACCACGGCAACGGCAGACAUUUGACCAAUCACAGCCCUUCGGGUGCACUCCGUGGAGCUUUUAAGCGCACCAACGGGAGAGGAGGAGGAGGAGAGACAAUAGGACAUUUACUGUGGAGCUGUAGAGGGGGAAAAAACACUGAACUGAAUCAACUGCUAAAGAAGAGUGCAGGAUAUCUAGUCUGCCUAUGUGAACGUAUUGAUGUUAGGUAUUGCACAAAACAGCCCUGGAGUAUUCCUACCUUAGUGGACUUUGUCUACGUUUGUCCUCAUCACUCGUUUUUGAAAUGAGAGUGCUUUUAAAUGGAGAUGUGUGUGUACCAUAUUUGUGCUGUUUGCCACACCUGAGGCUGGGAAAGAGAGCCACUUUACCCGUUUUGUCCAGCCCUGUUCCUGGUGUGAUGUCAUCCUGGUGUGAUGACAAUUCAGUGACUCGACAGCAACUAGCCAGGUUCCUUGGUGCAUGUUGAUGACCUCAGAGGCUCUCCUCUAGAGCGAGUGAAAGACACUUAAGGACCCAGAGCUCACCUGCUGUUACCCCUUACACUGACACUGGUGCUACCCCCACUGUGAAGGACAUUGAUGUUAUAUGUUGGACCUAGGGUUUAUAUGGGGCAGGUUGAGGAGCAAGCUGGCCAAUAAGAGAGUGGACUAGUGGUGGUGACUGAGAGGGGUGGUAUGAUAUGGACUGACACAGUCAGAGGGAGACAUUGUUUAUAUAGGUAGCAUACUGGAUUAAUGCGUGGAACCUGCAGUCCUCCACACACUCUCCCAGCCAAUGCCUGGCUCUAGCUGAAGAAGUCCCAACGUGGCUUCCUCGUCUCCUCUGCUUCAUCUGCACUGAUCAAUAAACACAGGAUGGAUCUAAGCAAUAUAAUGGUUGAAGCCUACCCGUUUCAUUCACAUCAGUGCAGAUGAAGCGAAGAAGACGGGAUGAGGAAGCCAGAGCAUGGAGAUACACCCGUGGAAUGCAAUGGAGAAGGAUUUGAGAUAGAACUGUCAAUAAACCCAUUCCUGAAAGCAACCUCCAUGUCACCUCCCAGUUUAGUAGGGCCCAGUCCCUUAGGGAGUCUUCUUCCCCGGUCUCUGGUACAGUACAAUAGCUGUGUCCAUAGAAAGGACUAUGCUGUGUUUGUAUGGGGCUGGGGCUCUCAGGGCUGUUGUGUGUGUUCCUGGGGUUAGUGGUUGGCCCAGCAGUAUUCUGCCCAGCGACAAAGACCAGCCUUACCCUCUACUAAUUACCCCAACUUAGACCCAGAAGGCCCUUUUAGAAUGGUCCUGUACCUGAUGUCAACUACCACCCCUGAAAUGCUACCCUGUCUGUACACACACACACACUCUAUAUGCUGUCAACACUCAACAUACUGAAAUGCUACCCUGUCUGUACACACACACACACACACACUCUAUAUGCUGUCAACACUCAACAUACUGAAAUGCUACCCUGUCUGUACACACACACACACUCUAUAUGCUGUCAACACUCAACAUACUGAAAUGCUACCCUGUCUGUACACACACACACACUCUAUAUGCUGUCAACACUCAACAUACUGAAAUGCUACCCUGUCUGUACACACACACACACACACACACACACACACACACUCUAUAUGCUGUCAACACUCAACAUACUGAAAUGCUACCCUGUCUGUACACACACACACACUCUAUAUGCUGUCAACACUCAACAUACUGACAUCCACACCAACAGUUAAACACACACUCCUCUUAUCCAUUGCCAUGUACCCCAACAUCUACAAAUAAAAUCACACUCCUCGUGCACACGCACACACAACCCUGUAUACACACUGUCCUGUAUACACACUGCCAAUGUAACCCUGAGUGAAUGCACAUCUUGUGAGAGGCACCAGGUGUAUCUAGGUUCUGGCCAGGUACCAACUGGGGCUUUGGCUCUGGGAUCUGACCUGGUUUAACUCACUAGUGCCCCCAAUGGGAGAAGAGCUGCUGUGUGCCAAUCAAUAAACCAGGGCCCUGUUAAAAUACUUAGAAAUUGCAUCCUUCCUUAUCUGACAUGACUGGAUUGGUGAAAGAUGUGUAGUGGAACCCUGGCUAUCAGCUGCCAUACAUCUGUAUGAGAUCAGACAUGUAAUUGAAGGAAAGAGAUGCAAUUUAUAGUAUUGGUAUCAGGCCUCGAGCUGUCCCACUGUGUGGGUGAAAGGUGUCCCUAAGCACUGACCCAAGGUCUGUUCUGUGUGCAACCUUGUAAGUAUUUAGUUCAGGUUUGGACUUGGGGAAGCUGAUCUGAGAUCUAUUCGAAGAACCUCCCUAAAGUCUAGAACCACAGACCGAUAGGACAACCGCCAACACAAAACACUGCAAGUUCUUUUUAAAAAUCCUUACUGUCAUUUUAUUUUUUGUAAUUUGAAAUAGAUUUCUAAGUCUUUGUAAAUGAUUGUAAAGCCCAAUAUGGAUUUUUAUCUGACAUGAAUAUCUUAUUCUGUGCCAACAUUUUCUGGGUAACGAUCAAUCAGGGUUUUUUAUGAUUCGCCUCUGCUUCCAGGCCUCUGAAAAACUUCAAAUAUUUCUGCCAGAAUAAAUGUUUUAUAACAGUA
Oncorhynchus kisutch (coho salmon) is the source of this 5577-nucleotide messenger RNA. RefSeq names its product prostaglandin F2 receptor negative regulator-like. NCBI's taxonomy places the organism in Eukaryota, Metazoa, Chordata, Actinopteri, Salmoniformes, Salmonidae. The record is from RefSeq and is a predicted model, not a curated record. Bases 306 to 2927 code for a protein of 873 amino acids. The transcript has 11 exons. Gene Ontology annotation, cellular component: membrane.